AUGGACAUGUCGGCUUUGACCAUCUACAACUUGCCGCCACAAAGUCCAAAGUUCGACGGCGUGGGAAUUUUCUACAUCACCUUUUGCGCAGUAUGGACUGUCAUCAUUGUAGCAGGAAUGGUAUUCUGCUGGAUGAACCGACAGCUACCUAUCCUCAAGGUCCGGGGCCUGGGAUUGUCGUUUGCGUCCGUCAUCUUCCUACAUCUCUAUUGGAUCUUGUCCCAGAUUGUGUAUCCCGUGGGAGUGACGAUGCGAGUGCUCGUUGCGUAUGAUAUCCAGUACUUCGUCAUGGGCACUUGGUUUCCUCUCGGUAUUGCGCUGUUCCACGCCGCCAACCUCCGGCUACUGCACGUUGCGGAACUGCAGAAGCGAUUCACCCAUCCAGCUUUGAUUAGGAAAGGAGGGAACAACGGUGCGAAUUCCUCGUGGGUUUCCAGGAUACGAAGCCUAAAGUAUGAUACCAAGGUCCUGGUUUUCAUCGGCAUUGGCAUCACUGUUCAGAUCCGAGACCUGUACAUUGGAUGGGAGUGGUGGCCAAGUGUUGUUUGGCAAUUUGUAUGGACCUGGGGUGUCGCUCCUUCGCUGAUCUGGAGAGCUUGGAAUAUCCGCGAUACCAUGGGAUGGCGAACACAAACCAUUGGUGCUUGUCUCUCAGGGAUCCAGCUUCACACCAUGGUUCUCGAAGGCUUCCUCAUCUUCGUGCCAGCAUACCAAGUCAUCAAACUAUGGCAGACAAACCGCAAAGUCAUUUACUCAAAUGAUAAGUGGGAGACAUCAUCUCAAUCAACAACCAUUCGAGUCAAUGGAGGCGACAAAGGAUCCACCUUCGAGCUCGUGGAGAAAGAUCAGGUCCUCCGGUAUGCUAGUAAUGGAUACAACGGCGACCGCCUGCUCACCAUGACGGCACUCAAUCGCGUCCUCCACGAACAUCCCGAGCCCCUGCAAGAGUUCUCGGCGUACAACGACUUCUCUGGGGAAAAUAUCGCUUUCCUGACACGUGUAGCGAAGUGGAAAGUCACCUGGUCGCGCGACCUAUCUCUCGACCAAGAACAGCGCGCCGACAUGUACAACGCCGCUCUGAAGAUAUACAUCGACUUCAUUAGCCCUCGCGACGCAGAAUUCCCGCUCAACCUCGCCUCAGCACAACUCAAAGACCUCGAGGCCGUCUUCGAAGCUUCAGCCCGCAAAGUCUGCGGCAAGGCUCGCGUCGACCCAACGUUGCCUUUUGCUUUCGAAAUGCCGUUCACCUUUGACGUCCCGGUGUCGAGGGAGAACGAUGACGAGGAAGCGAUACUGGAGUCGCGAUACACUGGAGACAUAUCACGGCAGUUUGGCAUCAAUGUCUUCGACCAGGCGCUGAAUCAUGUCAAGAAUCUCGUCCUGACGAAUACGUGGCCCAAGUUCGUCAAGGAGAUUCGGAGACGCAGGAGUAUCGAUUCGGAUCGGAGUGGGAUGACAGACAGCAGUGCUGAGACGGCAGUAAGUCGAGUCACGAGGUUUGUCAAGUCCUUGACAUGA
Messenger RNA from Parastagonospora nodorum SN15, 1518 nucleotides. RefSeq lists its product as hypothetical. The transcript has 3 exons. NCBI's taxonomy places the organism in Eukaryota, Fungi, Ascomycota, Dothideomycetes, Pleosporales, Phaeosphaeriaceae. The record is from RefSeq and is a predicted model, not a curated record. Bases 1 to 1518 code for a protein of 505 amino acids.